Molecule: messenger RNA, 150 nt
Organism: Sclerotinia sclerotiorum 1980 UF-70
Lineage: Eukaryota; Fungi; Ascomycota; Leotiomycetes; Helotiales; Sclerotiniaceae
Exons: 3
Coding region: 1-150 (49 amino acids)
Source: RefSeq, a predicted model, not a curated record
AUGGUUAUCGGAGUAUUCGUUACUUUUCUAGCAGGACUGAUGGCAGGACUGCAUCUUCUCAACCGCGCUAGAGAGUGUAAGAUGGCUGAAGUGUCUUGCGUCGAUGUUGCAUCAAGCAUGCAUAUAGAAAAUGACAUCGAUAUCAUUUAG